AUGAAGGAAGACUCUCCUGUCCCUCCUGAUAUAGAUGGCCAACCGUCUAUCUCUGCAACUACCAACACCGGAAUUCCCGGCCUCUCGUCGUCCACUCGACCCUCCGGCCGCAUCCAACCGUCGCCCGGUUCACUAGGCACCAACGCGUCGGCCCCCAUCAUCACCAGCACCAGCACCAGCACCAACAGCAACAUCACUUCUACUCGACAGGACAGCAAUGGCCUUGAACGUGCCUCGACCAGCCCUACUGCGGGCCCCCAUGCCCCUCGCAUCGACAGUGGCGGCUUCUUGCGCUUCCCUCGCGGCCUCGACGGCCACUCCGUCAGCGCCCUGUCCAGCAACCUCUCCUCGGUCACAUCACCGCAAGACGAGGGGCAAGGGUCUGUCAUAGACACCAAGGAGCAACAACUCGACACUUUCAACCGUCAAAACACUGACGAAACCACCAAUGGCAGCCAUGUCAGCGACAACGUCAACACUCCCUCCAAGCGCACCUUCAUUCAGGAGGCUCGUAGAACCUUUUGGCUCGUCGCCACCCACAGCUGGAUGAACCUGCUGCUCAUUUUUGUCCCCGUCGGCAUCGUUGUGGCCAACAUUAAAGGCAUCAACGGCGGAAUUGUCUUCGCCAUGAACUGCAUUGCCGUCGUGCCCCUCGCCGGUCUCUUGAGCCACGCUACCGAGUCUGUCGCCAGCAAUAUGGGAGACGCACUUGGCGCGCUCCUCAACAUUACCUUUGGCAAUGCUGUUGAGCUCAUCAUCUUCAUCAUCGCCCUCUCCAAGAAUGAGAUUCGUAUUGUCCAGGCCUCCCUUCUCGGGUCUAUCCUUGCCAAUCUGCUUCUCAUUCUCGGCAUGGGCUUCUUCCUCGGCGGCUUGCGCUUCCGAGAGCAAGUCUACAACAGCACUGUCACUCAGAUGAGUGCCUGUCUUCUCAGCCUGAGUGUCAUCAGCUUGGUUCUCCCCACCGCCUUCCAUGCCUCCUUCAAGGACGAUAACCUUGCCAACGAGCGCUCGCUCAAGAUUAGUCGCGGCACCAGUGUCAUCCUGCUCCUCGUCUACAUGCUCUACCUUCUCUUCCAGCUCAAGUCCCAUGCCUAUAUGUACGAGUCAACUCCGCAGCAUAUUGUUGAUGCCGAGGCCAUACCCGGUCCUGCCGCCGGAUGGCUCAACUCAUCCAGCUCCGACGAUAGCUCCUCAUCUAGCUCCGACUCGGACGACUCGAGCCGCUCCAAAGAUACUGUCCGCAAGAGGAUGCGCAAGGUUCUACGCCCUCGUCGCCGCACCAAGUCUUCCACGGCUUCCCAGGACGGCUACGAUAAGGAUGGCCGUUCUUCAUCUAUCGGAACCAACAACACUAGCCCCCGAGAUGAAACGGGGAACUCUUCAACAUCACUUGCCAAGCCUCCUUUCUUCCCCAGAAUGCCUUCGGUGGACAAUUCGGAAGAGGCCAUUGAGGAAGACGAGGCCCCUAGAAAGCAUGGAAAGGACCGCCGUCGUCGCAAGCAUCGUCACUCCAGCAAGACGCGCCACAAGUUCUCCCGCCGCCGCGAAAGUCUUCCUGGCGAUGGCCAGCCCGCGGAUAACGGCACCGGCUCGGUUCAGAAUGACAAUAACGAGCCCAAGCGUGUCGACUUUGCACUGCCCAAGGACACUAUGCCUACUGCCAGCGAAGAUCAAACCCCACCUCUCACAGGUGAUGCCACUGCGCAGGACCAGACAUCAACGAGGCGUCCUGCCUUUCAAGCUCUCCGAACUAUUUCUGUCCGCAACCUCGCGCCCACUGUCUUUGUGCAGAAGCCUGAUCCUGCGGAUCUGUUCCCUGCCCCGCCCCCCGGUCCGGUUCCUCGUGUUCGUUAUGGCAUCCGUCGCACAAACUCGCUCCCCGAUAGGCUGUCUCAGUCUCAACAGUUUGUUCGCGCUCCCGGUGGCUUCUUCCCCGCGCAGGUCCCCUUGACGACUUUCCGCACUGGCAUGGUUCCUUCGGCCGCUGACCCCGAGGUUGACGAUGACGGCCACCUCACCAAGUGGGCGGCCAUCAUUCUGCUCUUGAUUACUACUGGUUUGGUUGCUGUCUGUGCCGAAUUCCUGGUGGGCUCUAUCAAGGACGUGACAAGCGAGUCGUCUAGUGUGGGCGAAAUCUUUAUCGGUCUCAUCAUCUUGCCUAUUGUUGGCAACGCGGCCGAGCACGUCACCGCCAUUACAGUCGCGAUGAAGAACAAGAUGGACCUGGCUAUCGGCGUUGCUGUCGGUAGUUCUAUCCAGAUUGCCCUGUUUGUGACGCCUCUGAUUGUCAUUCUGGGCUGGAUCAUGAACCGUGAGAUGACGCUCUACUUUACACUUUUUGAGACGGUCUGCCUCUUUGUUUCGACGUUCAUCGUCAACUUUCUUGUCUUGGAUGGUCGCAGUAAUUACCUGGAAGGAGCGCUGCUGUGUGCCGUCUAUGUGAUUAUCGCCGUCGUGGCGUUCUUCUAUCCCAGCCCUGCGGAAGCGAGCAGCUGGGGUAGUUAA
Cordyceps fumosorosea ARSEF 2679 is the source of this 2505-nucleotide messenger RNA. RefSeq names its product Sodium/calcium exchanger membrane region. Gene Ontology annotation, biological process: intracellular calcium ion homeostasis; calcium ion transmembrane transport. The coding region runs from base 1 to 2505 and encodes 834 amino acids. Gene Ontology annotation, molecular function: calcium:proton antiporter activity. The transcript has a single exon. Gene Ontology annotation, cellular component: fungal-type vacuole membrane. The record is from RefSeq and is a predicted model, not a curated record. NCBI's taxonomy places the organism in Eukaryota, Fungi, Ascomycota, Sordariomycetes, Hypocreales, Cordycipitaceae.